Messenger RNA from Ochotona curzoniae (black-lipped pika), 489 nucleotides. It is a transcript of the gene FERD3L, whose product is annotated as Fer3 like bHLH transcription factor. The coding region runs from base 1 to 489 and encodes 162 amino acids. Gene Ontology annotation, biological process: regulation of transcription by RNA polymerase II; developmental process. The transcript has a single exon. The record is from RefSeq and is a predicted model, not a curated record. NCBI's taxonomy places the organism in Eukaryota, Metazoa, Chordata, Mammalia, Lagomorpha, Ochotonidae. Gene Ontology annotation, molecular function: RNA polymerase II transcription regulatory region sequence-specific DNA binding; protein dimerization activity; DNA-binding transcription factor activity, RNA polymerase II-specific.
AUGGCGGCCUCUCGGGUGAGCUGCGUGGACGCCGCUGUGUUGGACUUCGUCGCAGACCUGUCCUUGGCGUCCCCGAGACGCCCUGGCUUCCGCGACUUCUCGCCCGGAGCGCACUUCGGGGAUCCAGCCCUCGUACUUACAGACGGAAGGCCGAGGGCACUGGUGCGGUUUGAGGAAGGGGAUGUAGACGAGGGGGAAGAGGAAGAAGAGGAGGAGGAAGAAGAAGAAGAGCGCGGAAGAGGUGCCUCGCUGCUGGGCCGCCCCCGGAGGAAAAGGGUGAUCACCUACGCCCAGCGUCAGGCUGCCAACAUCCGAGAGAGAAAGCGAAUGUUCAACCUCAACGAGGCCUUCGACCAGCUGCGGAGAAAGGUGCCCACCUUCGCAUACGAAAAAAGGCUGUCCCGCAUCGAAACACUGCGCCUGGCCAUCGUCUACAUCUCCUUCAUGACUGAGCUCUUGGAGCGCUGUGAUCAGCAUCCCACCAGCUGA